GCACCCAGUGCUAGCCCCAGCUACUGGGGCUGGUGCGUUCAGCUGCGGGGGCAGAACAGAACCAGCUCAGGGCGGUGUUGCUGCACGUCCCAGGGAAUGAAGAGCCAAAGGAGGACUCCUCUUACAGGCUGGCCUCUGAGAUUGCGCCUUCUGCUGCUGCUCUUCCAAUUCUGGGACCCUCAAGGCCCAGCCAAACUCAGGAACCAACACAAUGCAGCAAGCGGCACAGCUCCCAGUCACGACCCAGCUGUCACCAAGUGGGCAUCAUCCUCUGCAGCCCCAGCUCACCUCUAACCCCCAGGAUGGCGCCACGGGGAAACCAGCUCCGCAGCCUCAGCAGGCACUCCCCAGCUGUGAGAAGCCACUGCCCCAGCAGCCGGUGGCACCCCACUAUGUGCCGCGCCUGCGGGCAGUGGUGGAGAGCCAGGCCUUCAAGAACAUCCUGGUGGACGAGAUGGAUAUGAUGCACGCGCGGGCGGCCACCCUCAUCCAGGCCAACUGGAGGGGCCACCGGCUGCGACAGAAGCUGGUGUCCCAGAUGACGGCAGCCAAGGCCAUCCAGGAGGCCUGGCGGCGCUUCAGCACCCGGCGCCUGCGUCGCACCAGCAGGAUGAGGGCGAGGGUGCACGCAGAGGAGGGUGACAUCCCCUACCACCCGCCGCAGCAGGUGCGCUUCGGGCCCCAGCCUGUCACUGUGAGUGAGGACAUGCAGGUCCCAGCCUCCGUCACCCUGGAGCCCUAUGCACCCCGCCUCUGCCUGCUGCCGCCUCCUACAGCCCAGGGCCCACCAGCAUCGGGCCUGCAGGCUCCCUGCGCCCCCAUGGGGGUCAUACUGCUGCACCAGGCUAUGGCUGGCAGCCUCCAGCACCCCAGGAGCCUCGAUCCCAGAUGCCAGCCAUGCGUGCUGACCACGACUGUCAGGAGCCCCUGCCUCAUUAGUGGUCACGUGGUGGCAGAUGCAGUGAAGUCCAGACGUGUGACUUCCAGAACCACCAAAGUGGGGGCCCCAGAGCCACACCCCUCCCGGAGACACAGCCAGGCAGCAUCUGGAGCCCUCAGGGCCCAGGCCCACAUGGAAGCAGAGCUGCCCAGAACCCUUUCCCAGACCUGCGACAUGGUUGGAACUGCCAGGGGCCCAGCUCAGACAUAUCCCAGGGCUGCCCCUACCAGGCCUCCAGCUCAGAUCUACCCAGCACCCACACUGACCAGGACACAGCCCCAGACAUGCCCGGCGCCCACGCCGACCAAGGCCCGAGACCAGGCUCUGCCAACACCGCUGGCCAGCCCUCCCCCACCAUCAUGCCCCGAAGCCCCUGACACCAGGGUCCUGCCCCAAGUGUCCCCGUUGGCUUCGGUGAUGAAGGCCCAUCCCCAGACGCACCCAGCAGCCCCUGGGAGCAGGAUCCCACCCCAGCAGGGCUCAGUGCCUGAGAUGACAAGGACCUCCCCGCCAGUGCACCCAGUCACUGCCCCGGUCAGAAGCCCGCCACAAGCCACUCAGGCAGCCAUGCUGUGCAAGACUCCAUCCCAGACAGGCCCCAUGGCCCUGACGCCCAAGCCCCCGCCCCAGAUGCGCCUGGCAGCCAUGAUCACCAGGACCCCGGCCCAAAUCCGCUCUAUCGCUGCUGCCCUCAAGACGCUGUGCCCUACUCUUCCGGCCACCAGAAACUUCAAGGCUGCACCGCCGGCCACAGUUCCCAGCAGCUCAUCCAAUCUGCACCUGACCACAUCGAGGACCAAGGUUCCAACAAACACAAGGCAAGCGACAGCAUGGACAGUGAACGUCUCAGACCUCUCCUGUUGGGCUGAAAGGAGGGUCAAGGGUGUCCCCCAGCCACAUCUGGAAACUGGGGCUCCCGGGGCUCCAACCAGGGGAAGCCUAGAAGCCAAGAAAACCCACGCUGGCACCCGGAAACUGGUGAGCAAGGACUCAGCGUCCAAGACCAACGUGGCAACGCAAGCAGCCAGGGCACCGCCGUGGGCCAGGGUCACCAAGGACAAGGGCCAGCCCCCUUCCCAGCCCCCACGCAAAACGGAUGCCAUCAAGGUCCAGUCCCAGGUACUCAUGCCCGUCCAGGUGGCUGUGGCCCUGCCUCAGGCUCAGGUGGCUGUGCCGCUGACCAAGGCCCUGGCCCCAGGGCAGCCAGCCAAGGUACCAGCCCAGCCACAGGGAGCCACCUGCCCGGCAGCCUCAUCCCAUGUCCACCCACCUACAGAGCAGGUCAAGGCCCUGUCCCAGCCACACCUGGCCACCUGUCCCACCAAGGCCCCAUCCCCGGCGCGCCAUGUCACCUGUCUGACCAGGACGCAGUCCCAGGCCCAGCUGCUGGCAGAGACAGCCAGGCGCCUGCAUGCAGCCCAGCCCUCCGCCGACCUCGGCAGCAAGGCUCAGUCCCACCCGAUGCUGACCCGGCCCAAGGAGUCCACGCCCUGCUGCCAGCUCCCGGGGACCCGAGUCAAGCAAGACCACAGACCGGGCAAGGCCACCCAGGGCACCCGCCCCACCACUGUCCUGGAGCCCCAGGGCACGCUGGUCCCUCUGCUGACUGCGGCCACUGCCACAUAUUCCAGCUGCAGUGUGGAAUCCUGGGGCGACAGCAGCACCACCCGGGCCCAGCUGCCAACACCCAGCCAGGCCACACCUGGCCAGGAGGACAUGUUGGCCUCACAGAUCACAGCCCUGUGCACGGAACUGGUCACUGCCCUGGGCUCUCAGGAGGACCUGCGCGUGCUGUUGACAAAGGCGCUCUCACAGGGCGAAGUGUGGGCCGCCCUGACCCAGGUGCUGUCCAAGGAGGCCCGGGGGGCCACCGUGACCAAGGCCCUGCCCCAGGGCAUGCUGGGACUGGUCCUGGCGAAGGCACUGUCUUGGGGCGAGCUAGGCACCACUCUAUCCCGCGCACUGUCCCGGGGUGAGCUGCGCACAGAGCUCGCCAAGGCCGUGCACGGCAGGGUGGCCGAGGUGCUCCGCAGGGCACUGACCCAGGAGGAGAGGGCGGUCCUGAGCCAGGCCCUUAGCCAGGGCAAGCUGGGGGCCAUCCUCUGCCAGUCCCUGUCCCGGGCAGCUCCCCGGACUGGGGCUGUUCUCCCCAAGGCCACCUCAAAAGUGACCAGCAGCAAGAUGCCGCUGCCACCGGCCCCGGCGCAGGUGACGGCAUGGGGGCCCUGCGUGCACUCCCCUGCGUGGCAGCAGCCCAGCAAGGGUCCUGUGGACACCAGCACACGUGGUGGCCGGCCGUGGACCUCCGCUGUGCCCAGUGUGGCAGUGAGGCCCCUGGACCAUGCUGUGGCCCCCCACACCCCACGCCAGCCGGCCAGGGUCCUGAGGCCGUGGGACCACGUAGGCCCCACGGCCGUGUCGAUGCAGCACGUGGAGAAGAUCUUCGUCUGGGCCGCGACUGUCAUCCAGGCAUGCGCCCGCGGCUACCUGGUGCGCCGCACCAUCAAGGUGUGGCAUCAGAGGGCCAACGUCAUCCAGGCCACCUGGCGUGGCCACUGUGUGCGACGCAACCUGGCACAGCUCUACAGAGCCACCAUAGUCAUCCAGGCCGCGUGGCGAGGCCACUGUGUCCGCCGGGCGCGUGCUCAGCACAUGCAGCUCCCGCCUGCUUGGACAGAGCCAGGCGGGGAGACCAAGGCGGCCACCGAGCACCGCUGCUUCCAGUCCUGCCAGCCUCGCGCCUGCAGCCUGUGCCGGUCAUUGAGCCCCAGCCUGGGCAGCCCGCCCAGUGUGGUGAUGCUCGUGGGUGCCAGCCCUCGCACCUGCCACACCUGCGGCCACACGCUUCCCACGCGGGUGGUACAUGGCACAGGCCGGGCCUGCGCCUCCCACCCAGCUCCCCAGCACCCAGCUCCCCAGCGCCUGCAGCAGCCAUGGGAUGGAGCUGCCACCACGAUCCAGUCUGCCUGGAGGGGCUUCAGGGUUCGCCGCCAGCUGAGGGAGCAGCAUUCCGCAGCCAGGAUGCUGCAGGCCACCUGGCGGGGCCACUACACGAGGAGCUGCCUCACCCCCGAGGCGCUCCUGGGGACAGGAAGCCCAUGGGACAGUGCCCCCGGGGCUCCACGCCAAGCCUCACGGCAGCCCUUACGCCGGACUGGUGUCUAG
This is a messenger RNA of Octodon degus (degu), 4105 nucleotides long. RefSeq names its product IQ motif containing N (gene Iqcn). NCBI's taxonomy places the organism in Eukaryota, Metazoa, Chordata, Mammalia, Rodentia, Octodontidae. The transcript is spliced from 4 exons. Gene Ontology annotation, molecular function: protein binding. The coding region runs from base 212 to 4105 and encodes 1297 amino acids. The record is from RefSeq and is a predicted model, not a curated record.